Anopheles coluzzii is the source of this 1497-nucleotide messenger RNA. RefSeq lists its product as uncharacterized. The record is from RefSeq and is a predicted model, not a curated record. Bases 187 to 1386 code for a protein of 399 amino acids. The transcript has a single exon. NCBI's taxonomy places the organism in Eukaryota, Metazoa, Arthropoda, Insecta, Diptera, Culicidae.
UUUUUCAGUAAUUUUCUUGUGUUUUCUGCGUCGCAUCGCAUUGUUGCCUAUUCUGCGGACUAUUAAACUGCUUCACAUCAUCGUUGCGUGUUAGCGAAUUGUUUAGUUGCACCGCAACUGUGGUUUCCUGCUGUUUUUUCCUGAUCGGCUUAGCAGUGUUGUGCUGUGAUUACGCGUGAUUUCGCGAUGGCGGCUAUUUGCUUCUCGUGUGCUGAACCGCUAAAGGCCACCGGCUGCAUCAUCAGUUGUGCAUAUUGUGACGCUACGUUCCACCGCGGCUGUUGCAAAUUGCCCCCCGAGCUGAUUGACGCAGUAUUGUCCAAUGUCGACCUGCACUGGAGAUGCAUUGGCUGCACUAACAUGCUUAAAAAUCCGCGCUGCCGUUCGGUAAAAGAAAUAGGCGCCCAGGUCGGUUUCCAAGCCGCCCUCACCUCAGCUGUAGCAGCUAUCGGCAAGCUCGUUGAGUCUAUUGUCGCCGAAGUUCGCAGUGGUUUUACCCUCCUUCAAACUGCAUCCACGCCUCACAUUCGGAAUCCUGAUCCUCGACCGGCUACUGGUAGAAAGCGGAGGCGCGUAAUCGAGGAUUCGGCAUCUCCUGGUGUAAACAAAAUUGUAAACAGUCGCGGCAACAUCCUUUGUGCCGCGUCAUCGCCAAACGCAUACACCAACACCACGAUUGCCGUCCAGCCGGCACCUACACAACCGCAUGAACUGGUGGGAACCGAUCCGUUAUCAUCACCGCUUCAAGCUGCACCUCGUGAGCCAUUCACAGAUAGGAUCUGGAUCCGCCUAUCCUGCUUAUCAACGGCCGUCACUGUGGAACAAGUGGUCGCUUCUGUAAAGCGUCGCUUAGCCACCAAUGACGUUGAGAGGCGAAAGAACUCCGCAGGAGCCAAAGCCUCUCUAAACCAUACUAACAACAACACCAAUGACGUUAUAGCGUAUUGCCUGCUGAGAAGAGGGGUUAGUGUGGACAGCAUGAAUUGGCUUUCAUUCAAAGUGAGAGUCCCGGCUAUCCUUCGAGAUGCGGCACUCACACCAUCCACUUGGCCCGUCGGUAUCGGUGUACGUGAGUUUUUUCCAUCCCGUCAACACGACCACCAAACCUCAUCUCCUAUAGCCACCCGAAACCGCUUUACAACACGCACACCAGCUACUAGUACUGAUCACCGCUACACCUCACGCACACCAACGACUCACCGUUUAGCAGCACGCACGUCUACUCCACCUGGUCCUGAAACAACAUCAUCAAAACAGUGUCACCCCCCGGUGAAUGAUACCCUGGAAGCACCAAACUCAACACUUGUUUCUGGACCGCCCCAAAACCACCGCGCUUCAUCUCCGCACCUGCACCAGUCUACAAUCGAUCGCUUUUUUCUCAACUAGACGAAGUUCCGCUCAUUGCACGCAACAAACACGCCAAGCCUCAUGCUCUGACAACGCAGCUCAAUUGACUUACCGUAUACCCGCUUUAUCCAACCGCCACAAUGACAACGC